Messenger RNA from Phalaenopsis equestris, 936 nucleotides. RefSeq names its product separase-like. Gene Ontology annotation, cellular component: centrosome; mitotic spindle; cytoplasm. The transcript is spliced from 5 exons. Gene Ontology annotation, biological process: proteolysis; meiotic chromosome separation. NCBI's taxonomy places the organism in Eukaryota, Viridiplantae, Streptophyta, Magnoliopsida, Asparagales, Orchidaceae. Gene Ontology annotation, molecular function: cysteine-type endopeptidase activity. The annotation marks the transcript as partial. The record is from RefSeq and is a predicted model, not a curated record.
AUGGCCUUCAUACUAUGCCGAGAGAUCCCAUCACUUUUUCAAAAGGGCCUAGAAAGCGAGAAUGUAUUGGAAUGCGAUGCAAAUGUAAAUUAUAUCUCAAGAUAUGCACCAGAAAAGCUUGAAAAUCUUGCAGAGUUCAUUGAGCACUUUUUCCUUGGCCUCCCUAGAAUUUCAAUUAUUUGCAUUAGCUUGCUUGAUGGUGAUUAUGUAAACCUGCUUGGGGAGGAACUGAUUCCCUCUUCUUUAUUUCUGGCAUGUUUGCUUAUCACACGGUUUGAUGGGAACAAACAACCGAUUAUUAUGUGCUUGCCCGUUGAUUCAAUAUCAGAAGAAUUUCAGCCCAUGUGUAGUCCAUGCAAGGAGCUCAAACCUUGGCAUUGUCCCUGGAGUAGUGCUGUGUUUGACGACGUGGCUCCCUCGUACAGGAUCAUUUUAGAAGCUAAUUAUUUGUCUUUCCGUACUGAUGUCCAUGAUGAAGCUGGGUACAUCAAGUGGUUGUCUGAAAGACAGAGUUAUGACGAUCAACUAAAUAAUUUAUUGAAAGCAAUGAAUCAUGAAUGGAUAGGAUCAUGGGAGUGCUUGCUCUUGGGCGAGGGAUUGGAUGCCAAAUCUCUCAAAAAUUUUGCUGAGAAAUUGACAAAUUCUUUGAAUUCCCAAUGUGAUUUUAUUUUCAAUGAUAAUCUCAUCAAAGUUAUACUCAGUGGUGCUUCGUCUGUCCUUGAUGCUGAAGCCUGCAUUUUUCAAUCACUACUUUUUAAUGGAUUCUUUGGCUGGGGAGGAUGUUCUGGGAUGCAUAAAAUCAAGACAUUUGCUUACCAUAAUAAAAGAGUUAGGCCAAUUCUCAAAUCUAUUAAGAGUUUGAUUUCGAAAGCAGUUGGCGAGGGCAUGAAUGUUAUCAGGCAACCAAUUAUUCUUGUUUUAGAUUCUGAUGUGCAG